Thlaspi arvense is the source of this 862-nucleotide messenger RNA. NCBI's taxonomy places the organism in Eukaryota, Viridiplantae, Streptophyta, Magnoliopsida, Brassicales, Brassicaceae. The record is from the annotation of a GenBank genome assembly.
ACUUUCUUGUCUUCAUUUAGUAUAAUUGCAACAACAAUAACUCCAUGUCCGAGCCGAGCUUCCCCGUGCCGACGUUGUUUCAAGUGCCCAAUAGUGGUAGCCAAGAGGAAGAGAAGAAAGCAGCUGGUUACGUCAACUAUGAAGUAGAGCCUGGCUUCACCAUUCGUCUGCGUCAGAAUAUUGACCCUGGCAUCGACCCUAAGAAGCUCAAACGCAUCGUUUCAAACCGUGUUGCGGCUCAGAAGUCAAGGUUGAAGAAGCUUCAAUAUGUUGAUGAUUUAGUGAAGAAAUCCAAGGAGCUCCAAAGGCAGGUGAGUGUGUUGCGUUCCCAAGUAGAGAUAGCGAGUGAGCAGAAGCGAUGUCUAGAGAGUGAGCAAAGGGAGAUUAAGGAGUGUAUGUCUGCUUGGCUCGAACGUUUUAUCUCCAAACAAGGUGAGAUUGAGGUGUACAAAGCGGAGAUAGAGAGGCUGAAGAAGAAAAUGGAUCGUCUGAUUUGACUACCCUCAUGCACCCAAAUUUCAUGUGUUUCUUUUGAUACAGAAUUUUUUUUUUUAAUCAAAGCAGUAUACAGUAAUGUGUAUGUGGUUUAUGCUUCUAGUUGAAUUGUGCUAAGUGUGUUAUCUUUCUUUUGAAGAAUGAAAAAAAAAAUUAAAUGAUUUCGAGUUUUGGAAAAAAAGUUAUUACCUGAACGAAUUAAUGUUCAACAACACAUAAUUACAUUAGUGCGUGUUUUAUUAGAGUUUCUUUCCCUUUCUCAACGUUUAUUGGUUGUUUUUUGUUAAUAUAGAAAGUGCCAAUACUGAAUUUAAUAAUUGUUGAAAACGGUUGUAUAUAUAGAGAGUUAAAAAAACGGCUAUAUAAA